Messenger RNA from Clarias gariepinus (North African catfish), 5270 nucleotides. Its product is annotated as protein NLRC3-like. The coding region runs from base 110 to 4966 and encodes 1618 amino acids. The transcript is spliced from 22 exons. Gene Ontology annotation, molecular function: protein binding. Lineage: Eukaryota; Metazoa; Chordata; Actinopteri; Siluriformes; Clariidae. The record is from RefSeq and is a predicted model, not a curated record.
UGAAAGUCUGAAGGUUGUUUUUGUGGCGAGAAAAACAUGAAGUUAUUUGCUGAGAAAAAUAACAGAUUAACCUUAAUUUAUGCUAUAAGAAGUUUGACUUUCUAAAAUAAUGUCAGCGGAGUGUGAGAAAAUGACGUCUGAAAAGAGUCUAGAAGAGGAGCUGGGAGAGAUGAAAAGUGGAACUGAGAUAAGGCCAAGGUCUCCUGGAUCCAGCUGUGUGUCCUUUAAGAGUGACCACUCAAUGGCAGAACCUAUCAACUUUAAAGAGGGAACAGUCACUCAUGAAAGAAUCACAAAACAGAGCUCGAAAAUCAUCUGCAGAAAUUCACUGGAGUCCAUAUUCAAGGAGCUGGAGCACAAAUUUAUCACAUUAUUGAAAAACAAGUUGAACAGAUUCAAGAACCUACUUAGUGCUGAUUACCCAGCAUGCUCUGAGGAGGAGGAGGAGGAUCUGGACUGUGUUAGAGAGGGUGUGCUGAAGAUCACACUACACCUCCUGAAGAACAUGAAGCAGAAAGACCUCGCUCACAAACUGCAGAUCAAGCUGGCCUCUGUGUAUCAGCGGAAGCUCAAAUCCAAACUUCUAGAUAAAUGUAAAAGAAUUAAUGAAGGAGUCUCACAGCAUGGGACAUCAACACUUCUGAAUCAGAUCUACACAGAGCUCUACAUCACAGAGGGUGGGAGUGGAGACGUCAAUAAUGAACAUGAGGUGAGACAGCUUCAGACAGCGUCCAGGAGACCAGCAGUAGGGGAGACACCCAUCAAAUGUAAUGAGCUCUUUAAAGACAAGUCCAUCAGAAGUGUGCUGACUAAAGGAGUAGCUGGAAUUGGAAAAACCGUCUCUGUGCAGAAGUUCGUUCUGGACUGGGCUGAAGGGACAGUGAAUCAGGACGUCCUCUUCCUGUUUCCUCUUCCCUUUAGAGAACUGAACUUGGUCAAGCAGGAAAACUUUAGUCUGAUUACACUUCUUCAUCAGUUUUUCCCUGAACUUAAGGACUUGGAAGUAAUAGACAGUGAUGUUUACAAAGUUCUGUUCAUCUUUGAUGGUCUGGAUGAGUGUCGACUUCCUCUAAAUUUCCAGAAAAAUGAGAUGUUGUGUGAUAAGACAGAGUCAGCCUCAGUGGAUGUGCUGCUCACAAACCUCAUCAAGGGGAACCUGCUUCCCUCUGCUCUUCUCUGGAUCACCACUCGACCGGCAGCAGCCAAUCAGAUCCCUCCUGAGUGUGUAAACCAGGUAACAGAGGUACGAGGGUUCAGUGAUGCUCAGAAAGAGGAGUACUUCAGGAAGAAGAUCAGUGAUCAGAAUUUGGCCAAUAAAAUCAUUAGACACAUGAAGUCUUCCAGAAGCCUCUACAUCAUGUGCCACAUUCCAGUCUUCUGCUGGAUCUCAGCCACUGUUCUAGAGAGAAUGUUGGGUGAAGCAGAGAGUAGAGAGAUCCCCAAGACUCUGACUCAAAUGUUCACACACUUCCUGGUCUUUCAGAUCAAACACAAGGACCAAAAGUACCAGCAGAAAUGUGACCUUGAUCUUCCCCAGACCAGAGAGAGUAUCCUGGCUUUGGGAAAACUGGCGUUUCAACAGCUGGAGAAAGGAAACCUGAUGUUCUAUGAGGAAGACCUGAGAGAGUGUGGCAUUGAUGUUAAAGAAGUGGCAGUGUACUCAGGAGUGUGUACUCAGAUCUUCAGAACCGAGUCUGGACUUUACCUGGGGAAGAUGUUCAGCUUUGUGCAUCUGAGUGUUCAGGAGUUUUUGGCUGCUUUAUACACAUUUCUCUGCUUCCUCGACAAAAAGACAACAAUAAAACAAACCACUAAUCUGUCUGGUCUUUUCAAUAAGUCAGAAAUGUCUGAGUUCCUCAAGAGUGCAGUGGACAAGGCCUUACAGAGUGAGAACGGACACUUGGACCUGUUUCUCCGCUUCCUUCUGGGUCUUUCAGUGGAGUCUAAUCAGAAGCUCAUUCCAGGUCUGCUGUCACACACAGGAAGCAGUUCUGACUACCAAAAGGACACGGUCGAAUACAUCAAGUUUAAGUUUGAACAAAAUCCAUCUCCAGAGAGAUUAAUUAAUCUAUUUUACUGUCUGAACGAGUUAAAUGAUGAUUCACUGGUGAAAGAGAUCCAAAGCUACAUGAGCUCAGGAUGUCUCUCUGAAGCUGAACUUUCACCUGCUCAGUGGUCGGCUCUGGUCUUUGUGCUACUGACGUCAGAGGAGGAUCUGGAAGUGUUUGAGCUUCAGAAGUUCAUAAGAUCAGAUGAAUGCUUUAAGAGACUGCUGCCAGUCGUACAGGAAGCCACAACAGCUCUACUCAGUGAGUGUAACCUGACAGAGAGAAGCUGCUCGGCUUUACACACAGUUCUCAGCUCAGAAUCCUCUAAGCUGAUUAAGGUGGAUCUGAGCAGGAAUCAUCUGGAGGACUCAGGAGUGAAGCUGCUUUGUGCUGGACUGAAAAGUCCAAACUGUAAACUGGAGACACUGAGACUCUCAGACUGCAGUAUAACAGAGGAAGGAUACACUGCUCUGGCUGAAGCUUUGAAAUCAUCUCACCUGAUAGAGCUGGAUCUCAGAGGGAACGACCCUGGAGACUCAGGAGUGAAGCUGCUCACUGAUUUACUACAGGAUCCAGACUGUACACUGAACAGACUGAGUUUGUUGAAAAGUGCUGAGGCGGAGGAAGCCUGUGCUUCUUUAACUGAGCUUCUGGGUACAAACCCUUUACUGCAGAGAGAACUGGAUCUGAGUGGGAAAAUAUCUGGAGACUCAGGAGUGAAGCAGCUCUCUGUUCUACUGAAGGAUCCACACUGCAGACCUGAGAAACUUAGACUUUCAGACUGCAGUAUAACAGGUGAAGGAUACACUGCUCUGGUUAAAGCUCUGAUGUCAAACCCCUCAACACACCUAAAAGAGCUGGACCUCAGAGGGAACGACCCUGGAACAUCAGGACUGAAGGAACUUAGGAAUUUGAUGAAAAAUACAAAAUAUAAACCAAAGACUUUGAGGUUGUUGAAAAGUCCUGAUGCACAGAGAGCUUGUGAUCAUCUGACUGGUGUUCUGGGUAUAAACCCCAUACUGCAGACGGAUCUGAAUCUGAGCGGGAAAAUAGACGGAGACUCAGGAGUAGAGCAACUCUGUGUUUUACUGAAGGAUCUACUGAAGGAUCCACACUGCAGACCUGAAACACUUCAACUCAGUGAGUGUAAUCUGACAGAGAGAGGAUGUUCAGCUCUGCUCACAGCUCUCAGAUCAGAAUCCUCCACCCUGAGGGAGCUGAAUUUGAGUAAGAACAGGAUUCAGGAUUCAGGAGUGAAGCUGCUCUCUGCAGAACUGAAGAAUAAACACUGGAAACUGCGGACUGUGAGGCUGAGUAAGAGCGGUAUUACAGAGAGAGGCUGUACUGAUCUGAUAUCAGCUCUUACUUCAAACCCUUCACACCUGACAGAGCUGGACCUGAGUGAGAACACCCUGGGAAAUGCAGGAGUGAAACAGAUCUCUACUCUACUGAAGAGUUCAUCCUGUAAACUCCAGAAACUUGUACUUUCAGACUGCAGUAUAGGAGAGGAAGGAUACACUGCUCUGGCUGAAGCUCUGAAAUCAUCUCACCUGAUAGAGCUGGAUCUUAGAGGGAACGACCCUGGAGACUCAGGAGUGAAGCUGCUCACUGAUUUACUACAGGAUCCAGACUGUACACUGAACACACUGAGUCUGUUGAAAAGUGCUGAGGCGGAGGAAGCCUGUGCUUCUUUAACUGAGCUUCUGGGUACAAACCCUUUACUGCAGAGAGAACUGGAUCUGAGUGGGAAAAUAUCUGGAGACUCAGGAGUGAAGCAGCUCUCUGUUCUACUGAAGGAUCCACACUGCAGACCUGAGAAACUCAGGCUGAGUAAGAGCGGUAUUACAGAGAGAGGCUGUACUGAUCUGAUAUCAGCUCUUACUUCAAACCCUUCACACCUGACAGAGCUGGACCUGAGUGAGAACACCCUGGGAAAUGCAGGAGUGAAACAGAUCUCUACUCUACUGAAGAGUUCAUCCUGUAAACUCCAGAAACUUGUACUUUCAGACUGCAGUAUAACAGAGGAAGGAUACACUGCUCUGGCUGAAGCUCUGAAAUCAUCUCACCUGAUAGAGCUGGAUCUCAGAGGGAACGACCCUGGAGACUCAGGAGUGAAGCUGCUCACUGAUUUACUACAGGAUCCAGACUGUACACUAAACACACUGAGGUUGUUAAAAAGUGCUGAUGCAGAGGAAGCCUGCAAGUGUCUCACUAACAUUGUGGGUAAAAACCCGUUACUGCACAAGGAGCUGGAUCUGUGGUACAGAACUAAAGACAUUAAAGUGAAUCAGGUCUCGGCUUUGCUGCAGGAUCCACAUUACAGACUGCAGAAACUCAGACUGUGUGAGAGUGUAAGUGUGAAAUCCUGCACUGAUGUGGUUUCAGCUCUCUGUACAAAUCCAUCACUCAUCAGAAUGCUGGAUCUGAGUGUGUGUGAACUAGGAGACUCAGGAGUGGAAAAGCUCUGUGAUCUACUAAAGAAACACGAGUGUAAACUGGAGACACUGCUACUGUGUGAGAGUGUAAGUGUGAAAUCCUGCACUGAUGUGGUUUCAGCUCUCUGUAAAAAUCCAUCACAUAUCAGAGAGCUGGAUCUGAGUAAGUGUGAACUAGGAGACUCAGGAGUGAAGAAGGUCUGUGAUCUACUGAAGAAACACGAGUGUAAACUGGAGACACUGCGGUUAGUAAAGUGCAGUAUAACAGAUAGACACUGUGCUGCUCUGACUGCUGCACUAAAGUUAAACUCCUCACAUCUGAAAGAUCUGGAUCUGAGGUGGAAUAAACUGGGAAAUUCAGUCACACGACUCGAGGAAUUACUGCAGCGUUCAGGAGGACGACUAGUACAUGAUAACUCCUUCAGAAGUGAAAUUAAACAUUCCUCUGAUGGGAGAAAGGAAGCAGCGUGUACAGUAAGUUAGGAAGCAGUGUGGAUCGUGAUUAAACUCAGCAGAACCAGGACAGUAGUGGAACAGACACUCAACAAACCCAGAAUUCAGUCUUCAGGAGGUUUAUAUAAGAUCACAGAACAGAAUUGGAGUAAUGAAACCAGUAACACCAGUAACACACAGAGACUGGAGGCUAAACAGGGGCUACACAAGCUCUCCCACCUCCAGUCCAUAAAACAAAUAGUACUAGAUAAACUUCAAAGAAACUCAUCAAUGUAGGACAGAUGAAGACAAACGUGUCCUGUGUCCUGUAUGUGACUGUCUCCUAUUUCAGUGA